Messenger RNA from Saprolegnia parasitica CBS 223.65, 317 nucleotides. RefSeq lists its product as hypothetical. The transcript has a single exon. The record is from RefSeq and is a predicted model, not a curated record. The annotation marks the transcript as partial. Lineage: Eukaryota; Oomycota; Saprolegniomycetes; Saprolegniales; Saprolegniaceae.
AUGCUGUUCCGUAUCAGGCGUCCGCCCGCGCGCAUCGACUUCUCCAACGCAUUCAACCCCGAGCUCGAUGACGCGACGGCAAUCGAGCGCUUCCGUUUUACCAUUCAUCAGCUCCAGUACUUGGCCGAUCGCAUCGUGCCCGAGCCCAGAGUCGUCACCAAGGCGGGCGAUAGUGUUUUGGCCCUCGAAGCACUGGCCAUCGUGUGUCGCCGGCUCUCGGAGUCCAGCAUACUCUUUACGGCUGCCAACGAGUUCGGCCGCUCUACGUCAGCAAUGAGCCGCCUCUUUCUUCACUCGAUACGCCUCAUGUACCGCCA